This is a messenger RNA of Daphnia carinata, 2137 nucleotides long. Its product is annotated as transcription cofactor vestigial-like protein 4. NCBI's taxonomy places the organism in Eukaryota, Metazoa, Arthropoda, Branchiopoda, Diplostraca, Daphniidae. Gene Ontology annotation, biological process: negative regulation of DNA-templated transcription. Bases 725 to 1663 code for a protein of 312 amino acids. Gene Ontology annotation, molecular function: transcription coactivator binding. The transcript is spliced from 5 exons. The record is from RefSeq and is a predicted model, not a curated record.
CACAUUCAUGCCGACUAUGGAAUGCGUCCAUCGUAUAUUUUGUGGACUGUGUGAAUGCGUGAGUCUCGUGUGCUGUUCUAUAAGUGCCUUGAGAAUCAGAGAGGGCAGUAGCGUCGACUCAACUAUUUCGUGACACAAACACACAAUCAGCUGUUAAAUUUUUGUUUUUUUUUUCCUAUCUAUCCCCCCAAGAAAAGCAAAAAGACCCCGGGAGCGUGUGUACAGUGGGAGUGGUCCCAAGUGUGUGUGAAAAUGCACCAAGAGGGGAAAGAAGGCGGUACCAAAUGAGAAAAAAUUCCUGGCCGGUUCUUAGCCUCUCUGUCUUUUAGCCGGGCGACUCUCCUGUGCUGCUGUCUGCUCCCAGCUGACAAAAAAAAAAAAAAAAAAAAAAAAAAACUAAGUCAAAAGGGCUCUCUCGCUCUCUCUGUGGAAUUCCUGAGCAGAGUGUAGUACACUACACCGCACACAGUUGACUUUCUCAUUCGUGUGCAGAUUGCCGAGUUAGUCGGAGAGAUUACAUUCUUAGUGUGUCUAUAAAGCAGCUUCUCGUGUUCAUCUGUCGGAGGUUGUGUGCUCUGUGUGUGUGCUUUCAUUGAUUUUGUUGUUAUUGUUGUUGUUGUUGUUGCAACUCUACGGAAAAAGAAUCGAUUGAGACCCUCUGUUUGCGCGCGCGUCGUGAGUACCCCGAAAUUUUUAGACGCCCCGUACAACAGUCGACGACGUUAUGGAGACGCCGUUGGAUGUGCUAUCAAGAGCGGCGACGCUUAUUCACGACCAACUUCAUAGAUCAUCUAAACAGAAAGAUGAUCGAGAUUUAACAUCGAAUCGAGCCGGUGCUGAUAAUGAAGGGGGUAGUAGUAGCAAGGAGCUACCGACGCGAACGAAGAAAGAACGCCGACGUCACGAACGCCACCAUGAACUGCUCUCGACGGCCGCCAGGGCUCGCAAAGAGAGAGUUCCAGUUGCGAUGGAACCGGCGGAUGAAGUGGACAGACCAUUGGAUAUGAGCACCGGACGUCGAGCUUCACCUCCACCUUAUCCGGCAGCUGGAUCGUCGUCUGGCGUCGGCAUCCCACCAUCAUAUCCUUUGAGGUAUCCAAGUCCUCCGGAUUAUGGAAGUGCUUCAGGACCACGUCCAUCGGUCAUUACUUGCGCUUCCAGUUUAAGAUCCAGUCCGGCUCCCAGCUGUCCCAGUCCGUGUGGCAGUACCAGUUCGUCGGCAUCUCAGUCGAGGACAAUAACAGCCAAUGGAUCAUCAUCUCCACCUCCCCGUUCCCGUCCAGCAGCUGACGGCGAGAGACUCGGUGCUCCUCAACGCCGCGAAAUCAUUUCCUCAGGUAUGUGCGAUCCGGUGAUUGACGAACAUUUCCGCCGCUCGCUGGGCGAGCGUUACACUCAUUUGUUUGCGUCGUCAUCGCCAUCGUCUACCUCCAAUUCAACCAAUACGAAUGACUCAUCCUCACGGGAUGGAGGAGCGGCAAACAAAAUGCCUUCCACUGUCAACGUCACCGGACUCUCUGUGGAUGAUCAUUUCGCCAAAGCCUUGGGAGAGACUUGGCUCAAAUUGCAGAGCGAGACCAAGGAGAAAGAAGCCAAUAGCGAUUCGCAGCCCGGCUCUCCGCUACCAUCAUCAGCCCAGAGACAGGGACUACUUCUUACUUGAGGAGCAGGGGAACAAAAAAACAAAACAAAAAAUACUUCUACCAAUUUCCACAAUCGAUGGAUCACGAAACAUAUUUAAACGGUAGAGAGAGAGAGACGUGUGUGGGUGUGUUAAUUAGAGAACAAAACAAGUAAGAAUAACUAAUUAAUCGAAAGCAGUUCCAUUUGAUUAUUUAUUAGAUCUUUUUUUUUGCAGUUUAUUUCUCUUUUUUUUUUUACUAAAUUUAAAACUUGAUGUGGUAUUUCAAUUUACGUUUUUGUGUGCGUGAAUUUUUGUGUGUCUUGCGUGAAAAAAGAUUUUCUUUCCAUACGGGAUCUUUUUCCACCUUUUUCUGUUGGAAUUCCUAUCAAUUAUCUUUUUUAUGGCUUGUAAUUUCGAUUUAAUUUUCGAUAGAGACUUUUUUUCUGGACAUCUCGUUACGACAUUGUGAUGACAUUCAGUUCUAGCGAGGAAUACAAUGUGUGAAUAAUUUCA